Messenger RNA from Armigeres subalbatus, 2179 nucleotides. RefSeq names its product carboxylic ester hydrolase. The transcript is spliced from 6 exons. NCBI's taxonomy places the organism in Eukaryota, Metazoa, Arthropoda, Insecta, Diptera, Culicidae. The record is from RefSeq and is a predicted model, not a curated record. Bases 375 to 2132 code for a protein of 585 amino acids.
CGCGAUCGCAGUUCGAUUUAUCUAUUUCCAGUAAUCGUUUCGCGACUUGUGUGAUCAACUACCGUCGCCGGUAGAGUUUUUGGGCUUCCCGUGCUUUGGGCACGACGAGGGUCUGAUUAAUUGUCGGUGGCCCCAAGUUGACGUCACAUGGAGCAGAUUUGAGCAACCGAAUUUUGUAAUCUUCGGACGGUUUCGAACGCAUGCGGGCGACCUAGUGCCAAAUGGUUUGGAAGCUGACUGUCGGUGGAACCGGUUAUAUUGCGCGUACUGCGGUCCGACAGCCGAAGCUUGAGUGCUAGCAGAGCAAAGUGUUAGCUUUGCGUGUCAAGAAUCUUUUUCAGUCAUAAUUUGUAGGACCUGACGUACGGUUCGCAAUGAGGUUGAUAUAUGGCGCUCUGGUGGUGAUUAGUUUUGGUGUGCUUACUAGUGGGAGAACCUCGGAACGGCUUAAGGUUAAACUGCCCCACGGAGGAUCGCUGGUCGGACGGUAUCUGACUUCAUUUAGUGGUCGGGGGAUUCUGGCGUUUUUGGGCGUACCCUAUGCAAAGCCACCGGUCGGAGAACUAAGAUUCAAGGCUCCACAACCGUUCGAGGCGUGGAAUGGCGAGCGGUUGGCGAUCAUCGAUGCUCCUCUCUGUACCCAGCGGGAUCCCUACCGCAGGGACGAUGUAAUCUCCGGUGUCGAGGAUUGUCUUCAGUUGAACGUGUACGUUCCGGAGAGAAUCACCAGUGAGGGACCGCUUCCGGUGAUGGUGUUCUUCCACGGUGGUGGCUGGCAAUGCGGCUCCGGUACCAGAGGAUUCUACGGUCCGGACUUCUUGCUGGAACACGACGUGAUCUACAUUGGGGCAAACUUCCGGUUAGGUCCGCUAGGGUUCCUGAGCACCGAGCAGGAAGACUGCCCCGGAAAUAAUGGACUGAAGGAUCAGAAUCUGGUGCUUCAGUGGAUUCAGAAGAACAUUGCCUCGUUUGGGGGUGACCCCGAUUUGGUAACAGUGUUUGGAGAGAGUGCAGGUGGAGCCAGCGGAACAUAUCACAUGAUGUCGCCCCUGUCAAAGGGGUUGUUUCACAGAGUUAUCUCACAGUCCGGCGUAAAUCUGGACUCAUGGGCUCAGCCAACUCACAAAGGAGUAGCCAGGAAGCGGUCGGUACAGCUGGGAGAAAUGCUGAACUGUGAUCAGGGUCGGGAUGGUCGAUUCCGAGAAAUGUUGAAUUGCUUACGGAAGGUUUCCGCGGAGGAUGUGACGAAGGCAUUCUAUGGAUUCUUUGAGUGGGAUACGGAUCCGAUGAUUCCGUUUCCUCCCGUUGUUGAACCGGAUCUUCCAGGGGCGUUCAUUACCAAGCACCCAAGGGAUGAGUAUGAACCACAUGCCCUAGGAUUGCCGUGGAUGACUGGUUUAACGUUGGAUGAAGGAGCUCUCAAAAGUGCCUCGCUUAUUAAUGUACCGGAGCUUCGAGCUAGCCUCAAUCAACAUUGGGAUAGAGCGUUGCCAUUAUCGCUGAAUUAUGAUCAUCAUGAAGACCUUCACAGGCAAGAAAUAACCGAGGCAAUCAACAAAUUCUACUUCAACGACCGAAAGUUGGUCAAAGAGACGGAACAGAACCUUACCAAUCUAUACUCCGAUGCGUGGUUCCUGGCCGGAAUGGACGAAUAUUUACGAAUCCGGCUGACGGAGAGCAAUAGCGUUGCUGGGAGCGUGGGUCCGACCUAUGUGUAUCUAUUUGCCCAGCGGACGGCCGCCAGUUUUACUGAAAUUUUCGAAGGUGGCAAGGAAAAGUAUUAUGGUGUUUGCCACGCCGAGGAACUGCAGUUUCUGUUCCCGAUUGCCAAAGAUUUGUUCGUGACGGCGAUUCCGACACCGGAAGAACUGCAAGUUCGAAAAGUUAUCACCAAGCUGUGGGUUAAUUUUGCCCGCUCGGGAAAUCCAACCUCAUCCAAUGGAGACGGAGACUUUUUGCCAGACUGGCCAACGGCGGACGGGUUUCCGUUAACGUAUUUGCGAAUCGGGAGCCCCGCUGAUGGGGAGCCACUGUUUGCGGUGGAGAGCGGUUUCUUCGAAGAGCGAUCCGCUUUCUGGAGAAGGCUCCGUGCACAUCAUCCCUCGGAAGGUUCGGUGAAAGAUGAGUUAUAGUUGGUAAUGGGGUAGUUUGGGGUAAACAUUUAAAAUGCUCGAAGGUA